AUGCCUCGUGGUCCUGUCAAGUUCCGUGAGAACCCAGACUUUGUCCCUUUCCACCUGCUUCCUCGUCCUCCUCGCCAACCGGCGACUCCGGCGCAUCAGCGCCCAGUCCUUCGUUGUCCGCCGGCGCCGCGACGCCCUGGCUAUCACCGCCUCCUCGUCCCCCCGCCGCGUCCUCGCUCUCCUCCCCAGUACAACGGAUUUCAGAGUCCAUCUGUGUCCAAGUCUGGGGUCAGCAAGGCGCCUAUCAACCGACCCCUUCCUCCGCCAUCGCGCAUUCCGAUCCUUUCCAAGACAUUUUUCUCCAAGAAAGUGUCGUCCCGGCCUCAGACCCGCCUGUCUGAUUCUUCGGAGGCAUCCGUAUCUCUCUUGCCCAUUCGCUGCGAGAAGAAAGGUCAGUCGGCGACAACUUCCACGCCUCCACGACUGGCAAAACCCGCACGCCCCGCGAUUCGUGAGACGGCCCCGACAAGUGCUCGCCAAAGGGUGCCCGCCUACGGUGGUCUCCUUGUUCGACCUGGUUCGUCCGAGGAGAUGCCGGAGAAACGGGUCCGCUUCGGCGAUGUGACCGUCCACGAGGUCGGCUUCUGGAUCGACCGACAGCGGCACGUCUUCCGAGACGGCGCUUACCUCACGGGACGCCUGCAGGGUUGGCGAGUGACGCCUCGAGCCGAACCCGACGAAGAGGGAGAGACCGAGAAAUACAUGACCAUGUGGGGUCAUGACCACAGCUCCCUCUUCUAUCACGACGCCCACAAGCCGUGCACCAACGACGGCUGCGCGUGGAAUUCGCUCGCUCGCAUCAAGCGCCGCUGGCGGGAGAAGGGGAUCCAUGGGUGGAACCGCGACGAUAUCUUCCGGACGUGGAAUAGAUAUCGUGAAAAAGUCAGGGAGCGUGGUGGAUUUGCUCUAUACAUCUCGGGCGAGAAGCCUACUUUUCUUAUCGCACACUCUUUUGGUUUUGCUUUUGCGUUUGCUCUUGUUCUGUAUUUCUUACUUAUCGCCGUCUCACUGAAGAAGAUACUCAUCGAGAGGGCCAGUCAUGGACCUGUUUGGCCGGAACUCACUAACGAUGUAACAUGCUGGCACGAUUCGGUCGAGGGUUGGGCUCGAGGCUCACCCUCGGGGGAGGAUCUGGCUGGAACAUAUGUAUGGUAG
This is a messenger RNA of Rasamsonia emersonii CBS 393.64, 1155 nucleotides long. RefSeq lists its product as uncharacterized. Lineage: Eukaryota; Fungi; Ascomycota; Eurotiomycetes; Eurotiales; Trichocomaceae. The record is from RefSeq and is a predicted model, not a curated record. Bases 1 to 1155 code for a protein of 384 amino acids. The transcript has 6 exons.